CAGACCCUCAAGGGGCCGGGCCAUCGCCCUCCACCCCUCCAGCUCCCAGGCCUGCCUGUGGGGCCUGGAACCGGCAGAGGAAAUGACUGAGCCGCUCUGGUCCCCGCCUGCCCGCCGGCGCCCGCGCCCCUGGCCACACGCUCCGCCCCGAGGCGGCUCCCACGCGGUGCUCUCACACUCCAGGCAAGAGACCCUGGGCUCGGACAUGUCACCGUCCAGUCGCCUGUGUCUCCUCACCAUUGUCGCCCUGGUUCUGCCCAGCAGAGGGCAGACACCAGAAAAGCCCACACCCGGCUUUGCAGUGGACCCAACUCCUGUGAACCCUCAUGCCCCAGACCCUGUUUUUACCCCAGUUCCUGAAAGCAGCCCAGAAGUCUGGCCCACGCCUCCCAUCCUGAGCAGGGACGCUGAUGAUGCCACAGGAAGCCAGACAGCAGCCACAACCGAAACCCAGCAACCGACAGGAGUGCAGUCUGCUAACCCAGUGACAGAUCCAAAGACACACAGGAGCAGCCAGGAAGGUACCACCACACUCCCCGGGAUCAGGACUCCGUUCCACCGGAAGGACCUACCAGAACCGAAUAAGAAUGACCCCUUCAAAUACGAAUCGAAUAAGAAUGACCCCUUCAAAUAUGAUGAGGGCACUCUGCGAAAACGGGGGCUCCUGGUGGCAGCCGUGCUGUUCAUCACUGGCAUUAUCAUCCUCACCAGUGGGAAGUGUCGCCAGUUUUCUCGGAUGUGUCUGAAUCGCCACAGGUGAGUGGGAUGAUGCCCCGAUGGGCAUCCCAGCGAUGGGCACCCCAGCUGGAGCCUCCUACCACACCAGCUCACCAGCCCUGGCCUCCUUCUUCUACUCCAAGAGCCUACAGAGUGGUCAAGCCAUAAAGAUCCUUGAAGGAAGAGGCCCCUGGUGGGAGCCGGGUCUAGGCUGAUGGUCUCCCCGCCCUGAGGGUUCCUGGCUCUCCAGGCACUGCUGUGCCCCUCUCUGUGCUGUUGGGAUAAAUCGACACGGUCUCUCUUCCA
This is a messenger RNA of Meriones unguiculatus (Mongolian gerbil), 1023 nucleotides long. RefSeq names its product FXYD domain containing ion transport regulator 5 (gene Fxyd5). Gene Ontology annotation, biological process: regulation of sodium ion transmembrane transporter activity. Gene Ontology annotation, cellular component: membrane. The coding region runs from base 83 to 760 and encodes 225 amino acids. The record is from RefSeq and is a predicted model, not a curated record. The transcript has 10 exons. Lineage: Eukaryota; Metazoa; Chordata; Mammalia; Rodentia; Muridae. Gene Ontology annotation, molecular function: sodium channel regulator activity.